This is a messenger RNA of Recurvomyces mirabilis, 429 nucleotides long. RefSeq lists its product as uncharacterized. The record is from RefSeq and is a predicted model, not a curated record. The coding region runs from base 1 to 429 and encodes 142 amino acids. The transcript has a single exon. Lineage: Eukaryota; Fungi; Ascomycota; Dothideomycetes; Mycosphaerellales; Teratosphaeriaceae.
AUGGUGGCGUAUAAAGACGGCGAGUUUGACGUUGAUCAGACGCUGGCCAAUUUUGGGUACGCCGACAUGUCAUAUAUGCAAGAACAAAACACGACCAAUGCCACAACAAAUGCGCAAUUGCAUGGUCCUGCUCCAAACAUUCAGGCUGGCCACAAUGGCACGAGCUACAUUGGGAACACCAAUGAUCCGAGCAAUGUCGGUCAUCAUCCGCUGAUGGUGUACGAGAACGGUGAGUUCAACGUUGACCGCUCGUUCGCCAAUCUUGGCACAGACCUUGAGGCACUUGUCCAAGAACGGUACGCGGCCAAUGCCACGGCAAAUGCACAAAUGCCAUCGCAAUUGCAUCGGAGUGUUUCACCUCCUCAACCUCGACCACUGCAGCAGCAGCAGCAGCAGCAAAAUAGCAACCCAAACAAUCUGGACAGGUAG